CCCAGCCCGCGUCCCCUCGGCCUCAGUGGUCGCGACCCCGCUCAGCCGGGCAGGCCGCAGGGCCACGGUGGCUCGCCGUUGGGUUGCAGGAGAGGUCUGGGGAGAUUCCGUCUCUUCCUUUCAGCUUCUCAGGGCGCCCGCCAGGGCGGGGGUGACGAUUCGUGGGGCACUGCGCAGCCGUGACGCGCCAGUCAGGCUCGAAUGAGUUGAGGGCGACCCAAGCCCUUCUUUGAACUCUCGGGUUUGCUCGGAACCACUUAACAGCGUUUUGUCACUUUUUUAACUGCAACCGCACGGGAGUCAAGUGCAGAAGGGAGAGGAAAUGGAAGAGUAGGGUAUUUAAUGAAAAAUCCAUGCUAAGGAGUGAAAAUGGCAGGCUUCCUAGACAAUUUCCGCUGGCCAGAAUGUGAAUGUAUUGACUGGAGUGAGAGAAGAAACGCUGUGGCUUCUGUGGUGGCAGGUGUGUUGUUUUUUACAGGCUGGUGGAUAAUGAUUGAUGCGGCUGUGGUGUAUCCCAAACCAGAGCAGUUGAACCAUGCCUUUCAUACAUGUGGUGUAUUUUCCACAUUAGCUUUCUUUAUGAUCAAUGCUGUAUCCAAUGCUCAGGUGAGAGGUGACAGCUAUGAAAGCGGCUGUUUAGGAAGAACAGGUGCUCGAGUUUGGCUCUUCAUUGGUUUCAUGUUGAUGUUUGGGUCACUGAUUGCUUCAAUGUGGAUUCUUUUUGGUGCCUAUGUUACCCAAAAUACUGACGUUUAUCCAGGACUAGCUGUGUUUUUUCAAAAUGCACUUAUAUUUUUUAGUACUUUGAUCUACAAAUUUGGAAGAACUGAAGAGCUAUGGACCUGAGAUUGCUUCUUAAAUCACAUUUUCCUUUUGUUACAUUCUAUUUGUAGAUAAGUUUUUAUCUCUCAAUAUAAUUUACACAUUGCCAAAUGUAAUAGAUUGUACAUUAAAUGUUUUUUCUUUACAUUUUUAUGCUGAGUUUUGAAAUAGUUUUAUGAAAUUUCUGUUCUUUUUUUCUCAUUGAAUAGACUGUUAAUAUGUAUAUAAGCCUCCAUAGACUGGGUGAUGAGUUACCAGUUUUUUAUUUCUGAGACUUAAAGCUUGAUCUGUUCCCUGAGCCAGGGUUGUAUCAUCAUGUCAUUGUAGGGGUAACUACUCUGUUUCAGUAUCUCUCAUUUCUGAAGAUGUGCAAAAAAUAUAGCUCCAUAUAUCUAGAAUAAGCACUGAGCCAUUAAAAAGGGUAUUUCAAGUCAGGCCCAGUGGCACGUGCCUGUAACCUCAGUUGACUGGGAAGCUGAGGCAGGAGGAUUGUGAGUUUAAGGCCAGCCUGGGCAAUAUCAGAAGACUCUUGUCUCUAAAGAAAAAAAAAGAAAAGGAAAAAAAAAAGUUAUUUCAGCAAGUUGUAAUUUAUUUUGGCUUAAAAUGAGAUUUUUAAAAAGGAAAUAUGUUUGUUCUUAUGUAUUAAAGAAGUGAACUUUUAUAUGAAGUUUUUUUAAAUGCCUGAAGGACUAGUUUGAAAGCCUCUUUUAAAAAGAAUUCCUCUAAAAUGUCUUUAUUUGAGAAAGGGUAAUACAUGAUCAUAUAAACUCAGUUUUUUAUAGUUAGUGUAAAAUGACUAUAGGUUAGCGUGGCAACAUGCUUCCCAUGAAAGCAGCUUCAGUUACCUGCUGGGAUUGUCCUGGGACAGACCACCACUGUCUGCCAUCAUGCUAUUUAGUAGUGAGCAAUUCUGAGGCAGCAGCAGUUAAAAAGCAUGAGCCAUAUAACAGAAUAUGGAAUAAUUAGUUUAAAGAUAAAGCACUUCUCUUCAAAGGGAAUUAUUAUGACCUAAUGAGACAUUAGGAGUUUCACCCGCUUAGUUACCAAUUGCAAGUUUCUUUUCACUCCAGCUCUGACGCUUUGGGUGAAUGUUUCCUGCAAAGUGUAUCUUGAACUUGAAAGUUCAUACUCCAACCUAAAACUUGUUUUACUGAAUUCAAAAUAUUGUAUUUGCACUGUGUGUAUUCCCAUGGGCCUUUAUUGCUGUUAGUGGUCCUUUGUUAUAUGAAUUUUGCUUUGCACUUUUUUCCCAGAGGGGUUUUGUAGAACAUUUUAUUGUUAAGACAGAAUAAUUUCAGCGGUAGUUUAUGCAGCCUCUAAUGUAAGCCUUAUUUGCGUAUUAACUUAUCCCCUCUCCGAGAGGGUUUGUGUGCACAGAGUAUGAAGCAGUUGUGGAAAGCUGUGCCUUCGUCUGGAGCCCACCUUGUUUAAUUCCUUUGUUUUUAUUGUCCCUCCCCCCCAGAUUGUUAGUAAGCUUUGUCUUGCCUCCAACAAAUUGUAAGAAUAAGAUUAAUUUACUUGUUUCUGCUCUCAUAACAUGUUGCAAUAAAUAUUAUUUCUCACA
Tupaia belangeri chinensis (Chinese tree shrew) is the source of this 2386-nucleotide messenger RNA. It is a transcript of the gene TMEM50B, whose product is annotated as transmembrane protein 50B. The transcript has 7 exons. The coding region runs from base 370 to 846 and encodes 158 amino acids. The record is from RefSeq and is a predicted model, not a curated record. NCBI's taxonomy places the organism in Eukaryota, Metazoa, Chordata, Mammalia, Scandentia, Tupaiidae.